CUAUGGAGUCUUUGAUCUAAUGGAGACAAAUUUUGCCUCCUAAAUAUAGUAAGGAGCCAAAAAAUAUUGCUGCUAAGUGGCUAUACAGUUCUUAAAUUGCUAUUCUGUUAAGGUGAAGCUUCAAUCACCUACCAGCAAUAAAAAAGACAUUCUUGAGAAGUUAUUUUCUUGGCAACUGCCUGGUAAUUUCCCAUGAAACAAGCACCUUUCUCUCUGACAAAGAUGUUAUAAGUUGCAUGUUCUUUUGGACACUGAACCAUUCGCUUCUGAUCUAUCUAACACUCUCUUUGCAGAGAAGCAAGAUCUCCAAACAUGUUCUCUAUUUCCUUCAGCACUGCUCUUUUAUCAGGUAAUAUGGAACACCAACAACGUUCCAGUAAACCUAGUAAUGAAAUUUUUUAUGCCCUGCAAAAACUUGAAGAAAUUCUGCAUCAGAAGGAACUGCAAAUUUCCUUACUUGAGUUGGAUGUUUUUUCUCCGUUAAAGAAUCUUUUGGUAGUCAAGAAUUCGAAGGAUAAUGCAAAUAGCAACAAGCUCAAAGUUGAAGCUGUUGAAAUUUCUGGGGAUUUUACUGGUGCAGAAGCUGCAAUGAAAGAAGAGAAAACACCUCAAAUGCAUAGAGUGAGCAACGGCAGGAAACUAUUAACAGAUUCAAGAGCUUCAAGUUCAAAUGAAGUAGCAAAAAUGUCACUAGUAAGUCCUUCAAGAGGUAAGGUUUAUGUUAAUUCUUGUGAAGGAGAACAGAUUUUGCAGGGUAUCGAAAUUGAACAGCUGAAAGCGCGAUUGGAGUUUCUUGAAGAAGAAAGCAAAUUAAUGAGGCUAGAAUUUUUGGACCAUGUAGAAGAAAAGAAAAAAAUGGUGAAUGAGAUAUUUCAGCAGUUUCAGACAAUAUAUCAUUACCUUGAGCUUGAAAAUUCAGUAGACGGAGAGAAAGGCUUUCGUGGAUCCUUAACGGGCUUGCCUCCUGAGGAAGUAGGCACUGUCACCAGCAGGGACCAAAAAAGAAGAGAUGUUUUGACAUUAAAGGAAGCUCCUGAAGAAUGACAAAGUUUGGUCCUACACACUGUGCUGCUUUCUUGAUUGGAUUUAUGAAGAAUUGAAGUCAAAAUACUUUAUACAAUAAAUUGGUUUCCCAAUACUUUUGAUAUGAGAUCAUUUAUAAUAGAUAUAGAAAGUUAUACCUAUUUAAUUUAUAAUCAUCUAUAAGACUGUUAUACAGUAAAUGUUUGUAAGAUGGCAGCUCUAAAUAUUUCAAGAAACACUAUUUUGUUCUUGUUUUCUUUCUUUCAA
Messenger RNA from Jatropha curcas, 1290 nucleotides. RefSeq lists its product as uncharacterized. Lineage: Eukaryota; Viridiplantae; Streptophyta; Magnoliopsida; Malpighiales; Euphorbiaceae. The record is from RefSeq and is a predicted model, not a curated record.